Sugiyamaella lignohabitans is the source of this 1122-nucleotide messenger RNA. RefSeq names its product D-xylulose reductase XYL2 (gene XYL2). The coding region runs from base 1 to 1122 and encodes 373 amino acids. Gene Ontology annotation, biological process: D-sorbitol catabolic process. The transcript has a single exon. The record is from RefSeq and is a predicted model, not a curated record. Lineage: Eukaryota; Fungi; Ascomycota; Dipodascomycetes; Dipodascales; Trichomonascaceae. Gene Ontology annotation, molecular function: L-iditol 2-dehydrogenase (NAD+) activity; zinc ion binding.
AUGACUGUCAGCUCAAUUAAAGCCAGUGUCCUGUAUAAGGAGCAUGAAAUUGGUCUCGAAACUAGAGAUAUCGAAGCCCCUGGUACUGGUGAAGUCCAGGUUCAAGUAAAGUGCACAACUCUUUGCGGAUCUGAUUUACAUUACUAUAAGCAUGGUAGAAAUGGAGAUUUUAAGGUUCGUCAACCACUUUCUUUAGGACAUGAAUCAGCUGGUAUCGUGACAGCAGUGGGACCAAAUGUUACAAAUCUCAAGGUCGGUGACAAAGUCGCUCUUGAAGUUGGUCAACCAUGUGGUGAUUGUAAAUUUUGCAAGAGUGGUAAAUAUAACCUUUGUGGAAAUAUGAAGUUCAGAUCAAGUGCCAAAUCAUUCCCCCAUUUCCAAGGAACUUUGCAGGAGAGAAUCAACUGCUCGGCGUCAUGGUGUUAUAAGUUACCUGAAUCCAUUCCUCUUGAACAGGGUGCAUUAUUAGAACCUCUUGCAGUCGCCCUUAAUGCCGGAACUAAAGCCCGAGUUUUCCCCGGUGCAUCUGUUUUAAUUAUUGGUGCUGGUGCUAUUGGCUUGCUCUGUGCUGCUGUCGCCAAGAUCAGUGGUGCUACGACUAUCGUGAUUUACGACAUCUCCCAGAAGAGAGUUGAUUUUGCUCUUGAGAAUGGAUUAGCAACUCACGGCCAUGUUGUUAUUCCUAAGAGAGGUGAAACUAUCGAAGAGAAGCUUGAAAUUGCACAAACCAUUGCUGAUGACCUACUAAGCAUUAAUCCUGACAAGGGAGUUCCAUUUGACAUCACAUUCGAAUGUACCGGUGUUGAGCAAGGUGUUCAAGCUGGUCUUUAUGCCACCAUUGCUGGUGGACGCUUUGUGUUUGUUGGAAUGGGCACUCCUAUUCAAACUUUGCACCUGGGACCUGCCUUAAUAAAAGAAAUCAACAUGAUCGGAGUCUUCCGAUACGCCAAUAAUUAUGCUGCCGGUGUCAAGCUUCUAGAGGCUGGGGCCAUUCCCGCUAUUGACAAAAUCAUUACCCAUAAAGUGAAGGGUCUUGAAAACGUCACUGAGGCAUUUGAUAUUGCCUCGAAACCACAGGAUAGCGAUGGCAACCUUGUCAUUAAAGUGGCUAUUUUUGCGUAA